AUGGCGGCGUCCGGCUCCCCGGGGCCAACUCCGAGUCCCGGCCCGGGGAGGACGCCCGCGGAGCCCGCCGCCGCCGGCCCCUCGCGGCGGGAGCUGAGGAAUGGAAGUUACCUCAGUACGGUCCCGACUGCUAGGCUGUGGGCAGCGGACAGAGCUGGCGGUCCCGGGCGGCCGAGCAGAUCCGGCGCGGCGCGGCGCGGCGGCGGCUACCGCAGUGCCCUCCGCCCCAUUGUUUCCCUUCCAAGAGGAUCCCGGCGAAGCCGAGCCCGGGAACCAGGAAGUUCCCCGGCGCGACACCUCCUGCCGCCGCUAUGGAAACGGCCCCCGCCUCCCAGGGCGGCUCGCCCGGGACCCCGCCUCCGCGCCUCCGGCCCCGCCCGCCUCACCGGCUGCCGCCAACCGUCACCGCAGCGGCCGCGGCCGCCGCCAUAUUGGCGCGCCCCGGGCGGCCCCUUCCCGGCGGCACGUGCGCUCCGCUCCCGCACUCCCGCCGUGCGCGCUCCCGCCCGCCUCGGGGACGCGCGCCCAGGGCUGCAGGUGUCCGGAGCCCCUCGGCGGGAAGCGGGCGCUGGAAGUCCAGGACCCAAAGCAGGGCUUUGGGGCACGCAAACGAGCGACAUUGGCGUGUCCAGCCGGCAAGUCAGAGGAUAGCAGAGACGUAGGGAGGUCAGCUGAGUAGGGGGCGAGAGGAUGGUCUCCGGAGCCAGCCUGGCUUUUUUUUUUUUUUUCAUUUCUGCCUCAACUACUUACCAGGUGUCAGCCCUUGGACACGUUUCCCUGUGCCUCAGUUUCUUCAUCUGUAAAGUGGAAUGAUAAUAGGACCUCCCUCAUGGGGCUGUCCUGGAACAAGCGAGUGCUAGGUAGUAAGUGCAAAGCAAUCAUCUGCUCAAUAAAAUGCCAUUGCUACUGACAUAGGUGACACUGCUGUCAUUUUUCAGGAACUUAGGCUAAGCGUUCACAUCAGCACUACUUUAAGUAGGCUACUGUGUAGAUCCCAUUGCUGCUUCAAGCUUCUCAAAUGUUCAUCACUGUCCCAUC
This is a messenger RNA of Pan troglodytes (chimpanzee), 1038 nucleotides long. It is a transcript of the gene USP6NL-AS1, whose product is annotated as USP6NL antisense RNA 1. NCBI's taxonomy places the organism in Eukaryota, Metazoa, Chordata, Mammalia, Primates, Hominidae. The record is from RefSeq and is a predicted model, not a curated record.